AUGGGGGACAACACCAGCCCCAUCAGCGUGAUUCUGGUGAGCUCGGGGAGCAGGGGCAAUAAACUGCUGUUCAGGUACCCCUUCCAGAGAAGCCAGGAGCACCCGGCAUCCCAGACAAAUAAGCCUCGUAGCAGAUACGCUGUCAACAACACUGGAGAUCAUGCCGAGGACCAGGACGGUGACUCCAGGUUUUCAGAUGUCAUUCUGGCAACAAUUUUGGCAACCAAGUCUGAAAUGUGUGGCCAGAAAUUUGAACUGAAGAUCGAUAACGUGCGUUUUGUCGGGCACCCAACACUCCUACAGCAUGCUCUGGGGCAGGUCUCCAAAACAGACCCAUCCCCGAAGAGGGAGGCUCCCACCAUGAUUCUUUUUAAUGUGGUAUUUGCGCUAAGGGCCAACGCGGAUCCCUCGGUGAUCAACUGCCUGCACAACCUGUCCCGACGGAUCGCCACCGUGCUGCAGCACGAGGAGCGCCGCUGCCAGUACCUCACUCGGGAGGCCAAGCUGAUCCUCGCGCUGCAGGACGAGGUGUCUGCUGUGGCCGAUGCAAAUGAUGGUCCGCAGUCUCCGUUCCAUCACAUCCUGCCCAAGUGCAAGCUGGCCAGGGACCUCAAGGAAGCUUAUGACAGCUUGUGUACGUCUGGCGUGGUGCGGCUGCACAUCAACAGCUGGCUGGAGGUGAGCUUCUGCCUGCCCCACAAGAUCCACUACGCCGCUGCCAGCCUCAUCCCCCCGGAAGCCAUCGAGCGGAGCCUGAAGGCCAUUCGCCCGUACCAUGCGCUGCUGCUGCUCAGUGACGAGAAGUCCCUGCUGGGCGAACUCCCACUCGACUGCUCCCCGGCCCUGGUGCGUGCGAUCAAGACCACGUCUGCCGUGAAGAACCUGCAGCAGCUGGCCCAGGACGCAGACCUGGCCUUGCUGCAGGUCUUCCAGCUCGCGGCCCACCUGGUGUACUGGGGCAAGGCCAUCAUCAUCUACCCGCUGUGCGAGAACAACGUCUACAUGCUCUCCCCCAACGCCAGCGUGUGUCUGUACUCCCCACUGGCCGAGCAGUUCUCCCACCAGUUCCCGUCUCAUGACCUGCCAUCUGUCCUCGCUAAGUUCUCCUUGCCCGUCUCCUUGUCAGAAUUUAGGAACCCCCUCGCCCCCCCUGUGCAAGAGACCCAGCUCAUCCAGAUGGUGGUGUGGAUGCUGCAGCACAGGCUCCUGGUCCAGCUGCACACCUACGUCUGCCUGAUGGCCUCCCCCAGCCAGGACGAGCCCCGCCUGCGCGAGGAUGAGGUCCCCUUCACUACUAGGGUCAGCGGCCGCAGCCUCAGCACACCCAAUGCCCUCAGCUUUGGCUCCCCAACCAGCAGUGACGACAUGACGCUCACCAGCCCCAGCAUGGACAACUCCAGCGCAGAGCUGCUCCCCAGUGGAGACUCCCCGCUGAACAAGAGGAUGACCGAGAACCUGCUGGCCAGCCUGUCGGAGCACGAGCGGGCAGCCAUCCUCAGUGUGCCCGCCGCCCAGAACCCCGAGGACCUCCGCAUGUUUGCCAGGCUGCUGCAGUACUUCCGUGGCCGCCACCACCUGGAGGAGAUCAUGUACAACGAGAACACAAGGCGCUCACAGCUGCUCAUGCUCUUCGACAAGUUCCGCAGCGUGCUGGUGGUGACCACCCACGAGGACCCGGUCAUCGCCGUCUUCCAGGCUCUGCUGACGUGA
This is a messenger RNA of Pipistrellus nathusii (Nathusius's pipistrelle), 1710 nucleotides long. Lineage: Eukaryota; Metazoa; Chordata; Mammalia; Chiroptera; Vespertilionidae. The record is from the annotation of a GenBank genome assembly.